AUGUUAAUUAAUGCUCUUGUGGAGGUGCCAUCGUUUGUUUUGACUACAAUCUUCAUAGAUAGAUUUGGGAGGAAGCAUCUCAGAAUUGGAAUGCAAUGGUUCAGUGGGAUCUUCUGCAUUAUCGACAACUUGUUAGGAAGCCAAGGGAUUUGGGAAGUGUUGACGACAGCGUGUGGCGUUUUGGGAAUAUUUGGGAUGGCGGGGACUUACAAUCUGAUGUUCAUGUACACAAUGGAGUUGUUUCCAACAGUGGUUAGAAACGCACCACUUGGAUGUGGGAUGCAAAUCAUCCAGUUUCGUGCUAUUAUAGUGCCUUUCGUGGUAAUUAUGAGAAGUCGUUUUGCGUUGAUGGUGUUUGGGGCAUGUGGAAUUGUGGGAGCGAUUCUUAUAUUUUACCUGCCAGAAACAUUAAACAAGCCAUUAUAUGGCACCAUGAACGGAUUGGUGGAAGCCCAGAACGAGUUCUCAACACUUUUAUAA
Messenger RNA from Lactuca sativa (garden lettuce), 480 nucleotides. Its product is annotated as organic cation/carnitine transporter 4. NCBI's taxonomy places the organism in Eukaryota, Viridiplantae, Streptophyta, Magnoliopsida, Asterales, Asteraceae. The record is from RefSeq and is a predicted model, not a curated record.